Jaculus jaculus (lesser Egyptian jerboa) is the source of this 990-nucleotide messenger RNA. RefSeq names its product tectorin beta (gene Tectb). The record is from RefSeq and is a predicted model, not a curated record. Lineage: Eukaryota; Metazoa; Chordata; Mammalia; Rodentia; Dipodidae. Bases 1 to 990 code for a protein of 329 amino acids. The transcript has 10 exons. Gene Ontology annotation, cellular component: cell surface.
AUGGUGGUGAGGGCCUUCGUCCUGCUCGUCAUCUUUGCAGAGGCGUCAGCGAGAUCAUGCACUCCAAGUAAAGCAGAUGUCAUCCUUGUGUUUUGUUAUCCCAAAACCAUCAUCACCAAAAUCCCCGAGUGUCCCUAUGGAUGGGAAGUGCACCAGCUGGCCCUUGGGGGGCUGUGCUACAAUGGGGUCCACGAAGGUGGCUACUACCAAUUCGUCAUUCCGGAUUUAUCACCUAAAAACAAGUCCUACUGUGGAACCCAGUCAGAGUACAAGCCCCCCAUUUACCACUUCUACAGCCACAUCGUCUCCAACGACAGCACAGUGGUUGUGAAGAACCAGCCCGUGAACUACUCCUUCUCCUGCACCUACCACUCCACCUACUUGGUGAACCAGGCUGCCUUUGACCAGAGAGUGGCCACUGUCCAUGUGAAGAACGGGAGCAUGGGCACAUUUGAAAGCCAGUUGUCCCUCAACUUCUACACCAAUGCCAAGUUCUCCACCAAGAAGGAAGCUCCCUUUGUGUUGGAGACAUCUGAAAUUGGUUCAGAUCUAUUUGCAGGAGUAGAAGCCAAAGGGCUAAGCAUUCGGUUUAAGGUGGUCUUGAACAGCUGUUGGGCCACCCCCUCGGCUGACUUCAUGUACCCCUUGCAGUGGCAGCUGAUCAACAAGGGCUGCCCCACUGAUGAGACAGUCCUCGUGCAUGAGAAUGGGAAGGAUCACAGGGCAACCUUCCAAUUCAAUGCCUUCCGGUUCCAGAACAUCCCUAAACUCUCCAAGGUUUGGUUGCACUGCGAGACAUUCAUCUGUGACAGUGAGAAGCUCUCCUGCCCAGUGACCUGUGACAAACGGAAGCGCCUGCUGCGGGACCAGACAGGGGGCGUCCUUGUGGUGGAGCUGACUCUGCCGAGUAGGGGAUUCUCCAGGUUCUACAGCUUUUCAGAUGUUCUCUACCACCUCCUCGUGAUGCUGGGGAUCUGUGCUGUGCUAUAG